Messenger RNA from Cryptomeria japonica (Japanese cedar), 1551 nucleotides. Its product is annotated as UDP-glucosyl transferase 73B2-like. The transcript has a single exon. NCBI's taxonomy places the organism in Eukaryota, Viridiplantae, Streptophyta, Pinopsida, Cupressales, Cupressaceae. Gene Ontology annotation, molecular function: UDP-glycosyltransferase activity. Bases 1 to 1551 code for a protein of 516 amino acids. The record is from RefSeq and is a predicted model, not a curated record.
AUGAACGCCAUUGAGAAACCCCAUAUUAUGGCAGUGCCAUUCCCAGCACUCGGUCAUGCUAUUCCAUUGCUCGACUUCGCUAAGCAGCUGGCCUCGCAUGGUCUCACCGUCAGUUGUGUCACCACCGCUGCUAAUUUACCCUUCCUACAAUACCAAAUGGCCCAAGCUUUUUCCUCUGGCCUCGAUAUUCACCUCCUAGUCCUUCCUACGCCGCCUGUGGAAGGUUUACCGGAGGGAAUAGAGAGCUUUGAACAAGUUCCUACCCACAAAUGUGAUCUUAUUUUUGAAAUGGUCCUUAAGCUAGAACACCAUUUUAACCGUAUGCUUGAGAGCCAACUUGAGCAAGGGAAGGGACCUGUUUGUAUAAUGCAUGAUUUGAUUCUGGGAUGGAGUAUGGAGUUCCCACAAAAGCACAAUAUCCUCAGGGUGGUAUUUGAUACAUAUGGAGCUUUUGGGCUGAGCAUGAUGUGCUCUUCAUGGCUUUCAGCCUCACAGAACGCAGUGGGAAAACAAGGAGAUAGUGUUGUUCUAAGCUUGGGUCUGCCCACUUCUAUGAGAUUUCAUAAGCAUGAGAUAGACCCUGAAUUAUUCGAACCCUUUAUGGUGGAAUUCUUAGCACGGGUACAGUCAAUAUAUCAAAGCUCUGGAAUUCUGACAAAUACGUUUGAGAAGCUGGAGGGUGAGUAUAUCCAAAACUUGAGAGAUCUGACAGGGAAGAAGGUAUGGUCCAUUGGUCCAGUGCUUCCGCCCAAGUUUUUCAGCGGGGAAGUUAGGGCUACGCCACGAGGGAAAAUGGCGGACAUCAGCGAAGAUGAGGUGCUCCAAUGGUUGGAUUCUCAGAGUCCAAGUUCAGUUGUGUAUAUUUCUUUUGGAAGCCAGACUUUCUUAUCAGAAGAACAAAGCAAGGCCCUGGCGAGUGGUCUGGAAGCCAGUGAGAAACCUUUCAUUUGGGCUAACAAAGUGUCGCCAAAGAUUGAAUCUUUGACAUUGGAUAGUCCAAUAGAUCUCGCUCGCACAUAUCUGCCAAAGGGCUUCCAGGAGCGAACAAAAAAUCGAGGGCUGGUUAUAUGGGGCUGGGUUUCACAGCUUGUUAUUCUGUCCCACCAAUCUAUAGGCGCUUGCAUGAGCCACUGCGGGUGGAAUUCUAUGCUUGAAAGCGUAGCUCUGGGAGUCCCGUUGAUCACUUGGCCCAUGUAUGCAGACCAGCACUUCAAUUCGAAACUGGCAGUCAAAUUGGGGAUCGGAAUUCAAGUGUGCGAGCAUAGAGAUGGAAUUCCGGACAAGAAAAGAGUUAUGGAUGCUGUUUCGUUUGUUUUGAGUAAGGACGAGGGGAAACAGAUGAGAAGAGAUGCAGAGAAGUUGAAGAACAUGUCCAGAAACGCUGUCGCAUAUGGAGGAUCUUCAUCCACAAAUUUACAAGAAUUUGUGAGUGUGAUGUACAACCUGAACAUGUCAAGAAAGGAAGUUGGUCGUGAAGGAUCCUCCAAAGCUGAAUUACAAGAAGAUAUUGUGAGCAACAUAUCUCGGCUUAGCAUCUCCAAAACUAUGUAA